AUGAAGUUUCAUCUCUUGUUUUUUAUUCUGCUCUUUUGGGUCACAGUUUUACCAGCCAAAAAGAGAUAUCCUGAGUAUGGUAGCUUGGAUUUGAGGAAAGAGUGCAGAAGGAGCAAAGGUGAAUGCAGAAUUCAGUGCCUAAGCAAUGAAAUCAGAGUUGCUUUCUGCAUAAGACCGGGAACUCCCUGUUGCAUGAGCAGUUCAGGAUGA
This is a messenger RNA of Cavia porcellus (domestic guinea pig), 210 nucleotides long. It is a transcript of the gene Defb110, whose product is annotated as defensin beta 110. Gene Ontology annotation, molecular function: CCR6 chemokine receptor binding; chemoattractant activity. The record is from RefSeq and is a predicted model, not a curated record. Gene Ontology annotation, biological process: cell chemotaxis; innate immune response; defense response to bacterium. The transcript has 2 exons. Bases 1 to 210 code for a protein of 69 amino acids. NCBI's taxonomy places the organism in Eukaryota, Metazoa, Chordata, Mammalia, Rodentia, Caviidae. Gene Ontology annotation, cellular component: extracellular region.